Messenger RNA from Gastrolobium bilobum, 777 nucleotides. RefSeq names its product AIG2-like protein D. Bases 80 to 622 code for a protein of 180 amino acids. The transcript has 5 exons. The record is from RefSeq and is a predicted model, not a curated record. NCBI's taxonomy places the organism in Eukaryota, Viridiplantae, Streptophyta, Magnoliopsida, Fabales, Fabaceae.
UUUUGGCAAUAACAAUAAUUAUAAGAGCGAGAUAGUGGGAAGCAGAGGCAGAGAGUGAGAGUGAGGUGUAGGAAAGAAGAUGAGCGUGAAGGUGAAUUGUGGAAUGGGAGUGGGAGUGAGUGGCGAUACCCACAACGUGUUCGUUUAUGGUAGCCUCUUGUCCGAUGAUGUUGUCCGUGUCCUCUUGAAGCGCGUCCCUUCAUCAGCAACUGCUACCCUCCAUGGCUUUCAUAGGUUUAAGAUCAAAGGUCGCGUUUAUCCCGCUAUUCUGCCUGUGGAGAAUAAGAAAGUUGCUGGCAGGGUCCUUCUUGGCAUCUCAGGAUUGGAACUAGAUGUUUUAGAUGAAUUCGAGGAUAUUGAAUAUACUAGAAGUGAUGUUGAGGUUUUAUUGAUGGACACUUCUGAAAAGUUAAAAGUUCACGCUUAUGUUUGGAGCAACCCAAAUGAUCAAGACUUAUAUGCAGAGUGGGAUUUUGAGGAAUGGAAACAAGUUCACAUGAAUGAUUUCGUCAAGAUGACUGAUGGCUUUAUGCAAGAGUUGGAAUUGCCAGAACCGAAGCCAAGAGUUCAGACUUAUGAAUCCUUCUAUAAGCAAGAAGACGAUAAGCCACUUGAGCCUUGAUGUUUUCAGUUUGUAAAGAGUCUGCAUUAUGUGGAUUGUGCAGUGUUGUAUGGUUCAAUUAUGAAUCAUACUAUUCACUCUUAAUAAUUAUUAGUUUCUCUUUGAAUUAUUCAUUUGAUGAUUUAAUAAGCAUCUCAACGCUAUCUUUUUCACAA